Messenger RNA from Centruroides sculpturatus (bark scorpion), 4058 nucleotides. Its product is annotated as protein argonaute-2-like. The record is from RefSeq and is a predicted model, not a curated record. The transcript has 6 exons. Gene Ontology annotation, molecular function: protein binding; RNA binding. The coding region runs from base 203 to 3595 and encodes 1130 amino acids. Lineage: Eukaryota; Metazoa; Arthropoda; Arachnida; Scorpiones; Buthidae.
UUUUUCUAAAUCAGUAAUAUUUUUCGAAUACAGGUAGUAAUUUUUACAAUUACUACGUAUUCUAGAAAUCUCAUUAUUUAAAGAUAGAACCGAAGUUGUAUUGUACUGCAUAUAUACGCCAGGGAGUGCUGUUUUAUUCUCCCAGCGUUAGACAAUUUUUUUUUUCUAUUGUGCUUUGAUUCACGUGUUGUCUUGUAUAAAAAUGUCAGACUUUCAAUCUUUGAAAAGAAAUUCUUCGCCAGUUCCUCAAGACCUAUUACCAAGAAAUGCAAUAAGACGAAUUGGAAGCGAGGAAAAUGUCACAGGAGAUGGAGGACGAGCACGCGGACGAGGACGAGGUCGUGGUAGAGGGAGAGGUUACGAACCUCAAGAUGACAUCCCAUUUAGAGGUAGACAAGAGUCACGUUCCCUUUCGUCAACACACGAUGAAAGACGAUCAACUAGUACAGAUGCGGAUAGAACUGCUCCUGGAGAUUGCGGACGAGGACGGGGAAGAGGACGUGGAAAAGGUCGUGGUAGAGGUAUAGGUUACGAACCUCAGAAUGACAUUGUAUUUAGAGGUAGACAAGAGUCACGUUCCCCUUCUUCAAGACACGAUGAAAGACGAUCAACUAGUACACCAGCGGACAGAACUGCUCCUGGUGGAUCUCAGUUUCGUGAUUUUAAACUUGGUGGAGGAUUGCGAAGUACACAAGAAUUACGUUCUUCCAUACCAGCAGAGGAUAUAAUAGCAACGACUAGUAGAGCAUCUGCAAUGAUUACUCCUGUUGAGAGUAUGACAAAACCAUCCUUUCGUACAGCUUCUCAUGAAGGUAGACAGUCGUCUUCAGCUAUGGCUCUUGCUUCUCUAUUGCAUUCAAAAAGUACAGUAGAUAUUAUGUCGAGUGUAAUGAAGAGACUGGGUCUUGAGAUAACUAAUACUGGUUCUACAAGAUAUAACUUUGCUAGAAGACCUGGCAUUGGCAUUAAGGGUAAAAAGAUAAAUUUACUAGCAAAUUAUUUUCCAAUAGAUAUACCACACGGAGAAGUGUAUCAUUAUGAUGUGGAAAUUGAAAAGGUUUUGCUCAUAACAGAAAAGGGUGGUACUGAAAGUGAAUCUACACACAAAAAGUAUAAAUGCCAAAACACUAAACUGAAAAGAAAAGUUAUUGAAGAAAUGAUUCGUGAAGAUGCUCUAUUCAGAAAUAUUAGACCGGCAUUUGAUGGCGAGAAAAACUUGUACACCCGAGUACCGUUACCGAUAAAAUACACAACAGUAUUUACCGUAAGCAUUACGGAUGAUUUUAAUCUCAAAAAAACGACAACAUAUGAAAUUAAACUUAAACCUGUUAACAGGUCAGACACAGCUGAAAGGUCAAAUAACAAUUCAAUAAGUUUAGAACCAUUACACGAGUUGUUAGCAGGUAAAUGCAGUGAUAUAACAGAAAGCAUUAUUAUGGGAAUGAUGGCCAUAGAGACCAUACUAAGACACGGUCCUGCUCUACAUUUGGUUCCAGUUGGGAGAUCGUUUUUCAUAAAGCCUCAAAUGGAUGAAGUUCCUCUAUUAGGUGGAGGAAGAGAAAUUUGGUUUGGCCAUCAUCAAAGCAUGCAGCUGUGUCAAUGGAAGCCCAUGUUAAACAUUGAUAAAUCGGCAACGACAUUUUAUAGAAGCUGCUCCGUUGUUGAGUUUAUGUUUGAAAUAUUAUAUCCACGUACUGAGAACUUUGAGUUGGCUGCAAAACAGAUGAGAGGUCUCACAGAUGCUGAAAGAAAAACACUUACAAAGGAAAUGAAGAAUUUGAAAAUUGAAGUAACUCAUUUGCCUUAUCCCCGAAAAUAUAAAAUUCGAGACAUCACAAGGGACAAUGCUAACAACAUUAUUUUUAUGAGAAAGAUUAAUGAUAAGGAAACUCCUUGCUCAGUAUCAGAAUAUUUUCGGUCUGUAUAUAAACCAUUAAAAUAUCCUAAUUUACCUUGUUUAAAUGUGGGAAAUAAUAACAAAGAUAUCUAUUUACCAUUGGAAGUGUGCAAUAUUGUGGAAGGUCAGCACAGUAAUAAGAAAUUAACGGACAGACAAACUUCAGAUAUGAUUCGCUAUACGGCUCGUCCUCCUGCGAAAAGAUUCGAGGAUAUCAAACAGUCUGUUAAUGCUAUGAUGCAAGACUUUCAACCAUUCUCGAGAGAAUUUGGCAUUCGUGUAAGUACGAAUUUUCUAAAGUGUACAGGCAGAGUAUUGGAUCCUCCGGAAGUUAUGUACGACGGAAGAGAGACCAUCAGACCUUCUAACGGAAGCUGGAAUAUGGUAAAUAAGAAGUUUCACAAAGGAGUGACAAUUAAUAAUUGGAUGCUGCUGAGCUUCUCUGAAAAUCGCUGCUGUAACGAAGAAGUCUUAAGGAAGUUAGUUAAUAUGCUAAUAGAAAAUGGUAGAAAUGUAGGGGUAGAUUUUGCAGAUCCAUUGAAAGUGAGAGGCUACACACGUAGUGAUGGAAAGCCGGGAGAUAUAUUAAGGCAAGCUAAAAAGAUGGAGCCUGAAUUGGAAUUAGCAGUAAUAGUAUUACCAGCAGAAAAUAUUUAUCCUGAAGUUAAAACAGUUGCAGAAACGGAAUUAGGACUUAUGACACAAUGUGUAAGAGAUGCAAACCUUGUCAAUGACAAAAAGUUUAAUGCACAGUUUAUAAGUAAUUUAUGUCAAAAAAUUAAUGCAAAAAUGGGUGGAGUCAACAAUUCAUUAGCACAGGAGUACAGACCUGAAAUUAUGAAUAGACCUGUGAUGAUUGUGGGUAUCGAUUGUAAUCAUCCCGCUCCUGGUGACAAAGUUGGAUAUUCGAUCGCAGCAGCAGUAGGAAGUUUAGAUGCUUAUUGUGGAAAAUUUAAAGCGUCCAUUCGUGUUCAGCAUAAGAAACAGAAAACAGCCAGACAGAGGUUCGGACAAGAUAUUGUUGUCGAGCUGAAGAACAUGAUGAAAGAACUUUUCAAGGCAUUCUACAAAUAUACCGGAGGAAAAAAACCACAAAAAAUUAUUAUUUUUAGAGACGGGGUUAGCGAAGGCGAAUUUCAGAAAGUGAUGGAUUACGAAAUGAGAGAAAUUAGAAAGGCGUGUGAAGAAAUGGCACGUGGUGAGACCUACCGACCUCCCAUCACUUUCAUCAUAACUGGAAAACGUCAUCACACACGUUUUCUACCCGAAAAUCGAAGAGACGGUGUGGGCAGACCGGGAAACGUUCCACCCGGUACUACGGUGGAUACGGCUGUAGUACAUCCCGUGUUCUACGACUUUUUCUUAUGCAGUCAUAUUGGAAUACAGGGUACUAGCAGACCAGCUCAUUAUACGGUUCUAUGGGACGAUAACGACUUCACUGCAGACGAGCUACAAGUGUUAACUUACUACCUGUGCCACACGUAUGCCAGAUGCACCAGGAGCAUAUCUAUACCUUGUCCCGUUAUGUACGCCCACCUUGCAGCUUUCAGGGCCAAGCAAUAUCUUAUAAACAAAACCGAAAGUAUGUCGAGUUCUGGUAGUGAAGUGUCGGAACGGGAAGAAGUGAUUAUUGAAGAAAGCAUUAAAGAAGCCAUAAAAGUAGUUGACGAAAUACAAAAUAGAAUGUAUUAUGUGUAAAUGUUGAUAACAUUCGUGCAUACAUACUGUAUAAUUUAUUAUUUUUAUUUAUAUAAAAUUAAUUACGACCGUUUUCAUUUAACAACAUUAAUUUGAAAAUUUUUUGAAUUUCGUUGAAAGUUUUAAAAUUAAUUAAAAUUAUAACAUAUAAACAAUCGUACAAAGCAAGUAUGUAAAAGUUGUCACAAUUUGUGUUUAUAAUGUAAUAACUAAUAAUGUUUUUGUAGUGGCGUGUUAGCCAUGAAAGUAUUUGUGUUUAACUUUGUUUUACAUUGUAUAUAAGUAAAUAUAUACCGAAUAUAGUUCGAAAUAUUUAUUUUUGAAAUUAGCGUAAAACGUUGGCAUAGACCACAUUCGCGUAAUUUAAAAUUAAGCUGUGUUUAGUUUAACCAGGUUAUGAUUAUUUAUUUAUCUUUUUUUCUAUGUUUGUUAUCAACUGUAUUGACUUGCUAAAGUAUAUCAA